GGAAGCCCGCCCCUCGAGCAGCCAUGGCCACCGCCUGCUGAAAAAGAAGUGCGCAGCUCCGCAGCACGGCAGAGGGGGCUCUCCACGGGGCGGAAAACCACAUAACCUGGACUUCCAUACCCAACCGCUGGCUCUUAUUGCCAUUCUUCACCACCAAACAUGACAGCGACUAUUAUUUCACCUUUCUUCGAGUACAGAGAAGCGUCCAACAAGUACAGUAAGAUGUUUAACUACAGCAACAACAACAACAGUCUUGGUGGACCUCCGCUGACGUCUGUCCCAUGCUCCAGUGCCAAACUCUCCCCCUGCACUCCCACUGGGUCCCUGUUGGACAGGAAAGCAGUGGGGGCCCCCUCUGCAGGAGGGCUGUUUCAGCGCCGUCACUCAAUCAGCCUCCCCAAUGCAAAUUUCAGUCAGAACCAGUUUGUCAACAGCCUUAAAAGGGAUCCCUCAGUGCUGCUGGGCAGCGGCUGCGGCAACAACAAGGAGAACCAUUUCCGCGAGCGCUCCUACUCCGAGCUGGGGGAUCGGCUGUGGCCCAACAGUCAGGCAUGUGGAAGCGGCCAAGUCAACUCAAGCCGCUACAAGACGGAGCUGUGCCGGCCCUUUGAGGAGAACGGCACCUGUAAGUAUGGUGACAAGUGCCAGUUCGCCCACGGCAUGCACGAGCUGCGCAGCCUGAGCCGCCACCCCAAGUACAAGACCGAGCUGUGCCGGACCUUCCACACCAUUGGCUUCUGUCCGUACGGCCCCCGCUGCCACUUCAUCCACAACGCAGAGGAGCGCCGAGGGCCCCCGCCCCUCUCAUCCUUCAACAAGAUGGAGCGCCCAAGGCUGCAGCACAGCUUCAGCUUUGCCGGCUUCCCCAGCUCCAGCGGGCGCCAAGACAGCCCCACCUCCGUCACCCCUCCACCCAUGUUCUCUACCGAGGACCUGACGGAGUGGCAGAGCAACCCGUUUCCAUACUCCAACCAGGAGCUCGCCAACCUGUUCAGCCCCAGCUCUGGGCCCCCGCCUGUGUCUGAGGGUCCGGCCCCACCUUCCCCUUGCCUUUUCCAACCGAUGUUAGAGAGCUCCCCAAGCCCGCCCGACUCUAUGUCUGACCAGGAGGGCGAGCAGAGCAGCCCGGGCAGCCAGAGCGGCUCCGAGUCCCCGCUCCUGGACGCCUCCCGCCGCCUCCCUAUCUUCAGCCGGCUCUCUGUGUCUGAUGAUUAACACGUCUGCAUCCCCGGGCUCAGAUGGGAGGAACAGCAAGGGAGGGAGAAAGGAAGAUUGUGACCAUUCAACUUCCCAACUCCCUCCUUCUCCUCCUCCUCCUCCUCCUCCUUUCGGCCCUGUUUACAGGAGACGCAGACACCUGUGUGGAUUAUUGUAGCCAGCGAGUCACUUCAGAAAUCCAGAUCAAGUCUCUUCCAUUCUUCGGAACUAAAUCCUCUCAGCCUCAGCCUGCACUGGUGCCAUAGUGAAAGAAUGUGAAAGUAGUUUAAUAAGACGUAUUCUGGGCAGUAGGAGUGUGUGUGUGUGUGUGUCUGUGUGUCUGUGUGUGUGCGCGCGUGUGCGUGCGUGCGCGUGCUCAGCACAGGGUGUCUCUGUGCUGUUGCAUUAUUAUUAUGAUUGCCUGUGCCACAACCUCGACACCUCCGUGUGACAACUCAGUGUUCAAUUUGGAAAGGAUCAGCACCGUGAACAAAAGGAAGCAAACGGUAAAAGUGCAUUGUUGUUAAAUUGAGGCCAACAGUCUUCUUUCUUUUUCAUUUGUAAUCAUGCCCAGUUGCCUGUUCCUUUGGCGUGUCAUGGUGACCGUGUUUGAUCGCUGACAGAUAGCCUUCCUUCACUCAGCCUGGCAAGCUGGUGCUAUGUGCCUUGUAUUGAGCAGGUGGUCAGUUGUUAUUCUCUAUUUGCUCACCAGAGACUUAAUCUUAAAGCAUCAAGGGUUUGAAUCUUUAAAUCUGAAAGAUUUCUGAGGUUGAAAAUUGAGUUUAAGGGUCAUUUCACCCAAAUUACCAGAAAACGUAUUCUCUCUAUUACUAUUACUUCUAGUGGCAUGCUUGUAUAGACUGAAUCACAGUGUUUGAUUACAAUAACUUCUGGGUAGAAAUCAAGGAAAAUACUUAUAAAAAGGAAAGGUCAUGAGUCUUUUCUGGGAGGUGAUAGUCCACGAUUUCACAGGUUGAAUUGUGGAUCCCAAACUUCCGGAUGAUCCACUCAAC
Plectropomus leopardus (leopard coralgrouper) is the source of this 2210-nucleotide messenger RNA. RefSeq names its product mRNA decay activator protein ZFP36L1-like. The record is from RefSeq and is a predicted model, not a curated record. NCBI's taxonomy places the organism in Eukaryota, Metazoa, Chordata, Actinopteri, Perciformes, Serranidae. Gene Ontology annotation, molecular function: mRNA binding; metal ion binding.